Messenger RNA from Sipha flava (yellow sugarcane aphid), 1836 nucleotides. RefSeq names its product alpha-1,6-mannosyl-glycoprotein 2-beta-N-acetylglucosaminyltransferase-like. The record is from RefSeq and is a predicted model, not a curated record. The coding region runs from base 171 to 1742 and encodes 523 amino acids. Gene Ontology annotation, biological process: oligosaccharide biosynthetic process; protein N-linked glycosylation. The transcript has 9 exons. NCBI's taxonomy places the organism in Eukaryota, Metazoa, Arthropoda, Insecta, Hemiptera, Aphididae. Gene Ontology annotation, cellular component: Golgi membrane; Golgi stack. Gene Ontology annotation, molecular function: alpha-1,6-mannosylglycoprotein 2-beta-N-acetylglucosaminyltransferase activity.
CGUACGGUCGUAUACGAAACGUUGUGUAACUCGGGAAGUUCACGUCAUUCACACGUGCGGUCUUGCCAACUCCACGGGUUUUGAAUAGUGUCGAUUCGAACUUGUUUAAUUUGUUACCGCAGUCGACUACCGUACGUCAUGUCGAUCCGUACCUACUAUUUGGUUUUUUCAUGAGAUGGUUCACAUUUCAGCGACAUGCACCAGAAAACGGUUGGCUGAACAGCGUCCCCGUCAAGCCAUUAAGGCGCUCCAGAGUGCAGCGAUACACACUUUGGACAUUUUUUACACGAAUUCAACUAGAAAGAUUGCUCCGAUCAAUGGUUUUGAUAAAAAAAAUAUUUCUAACAGCAGACGAACUUAAUCACUUAAUCCUAUUAUGCAGAGUAAUGAAACGGAUAGCCACUCGGUGUUUACGUCGUUGGACUUUGGUAUACGGUGUGAUAUUGAUAAUAUUUAUCAUCACGCAAUAUCAUAAAAGCUGGUCAAAAUUAUUGGAUUUACAUAUCGGCAUGCAGAAAUCGAAAAACAUAAUCGAAUGCACUUUAGAGACGCAAGAGCUGUUCUACCGAAAUCAAAAAUUAAAAAUCACCAAUUGUUCAAUAAUUGACGGCGGCGAGGGCAUAACCGGAGGUCCGAGUUUUGACAACGUACGAUUGUUGAAAAGGAUCGUUGAACGACUGAACUACGAGCAAACGAUACGCAAUCUAGACGUAUAUGGUCCGUUAAACAACAAUUCUUUAAUCGUAUUGAUACAAGUACACACUCGUAUCAACUAUCUGGCCGAAACCAUCAGCAGCUUGUCGCAAGCUCGCGGCAUCGAAGACGUCUUAUUGAUAUUCAGUCACGAUUAUUACGACAUGCGGAUCAACGACUUGGUGCGUUCGAUAAAUUUUUGCAAAACGAUGCAAAUAUAUUUCCCGUAUUCAAUGCAAAUAUACACAGAUGUGUUUCCUGGUCAAUCGCCACACGAUUGUCCCCCAAAAAUCACGCGGGCCGAAGCGAUCGAAAUGAAUUGCACCAACGCCAUGUUUCCUGAUCUGUAUGGAAAUUAUCGAAACGCAACAGCUACUCAAGUCAAACACCAUUGGUGGUGGAAAAUUAAUACGGUGUUCGAUCGAUUGACAGCCAUCAGAUAUUAUACGGGUUCGAUAUUAUUCAUUGAAGAAGACCAUUACAUAGUAAAAGAUUUCAUUUACAUGCUGAGACUAAUGCAGAAAACAUGUCCUCAAAGUAAAAUAUUUUCUUUGGGAAUACACUCGGACUAUGUUUCUUCUAGAAAGUCACCACAGAUACACGUGUCAAAUUGGAUAAGCAAUUUAGGCAUAUCAUUUAACCGUUCAGUUUGGAAUGAACUCAUUCAAUGUACUAACCAAUUUUGCUACUACGAUGACUACAAUUGGGACUGGAGUUUACAGAAAAUGACGAAAACAUGUCCGGGUCAUACUUUUUGGACGUCUACGUUACAAAAUUCUCGAGUUUACCACUUAGGAAAAUGUGGCAUGCAUCACGCGAAUAACUGCACGGAUAUGUCACACAUUGUCAAACUUAAACAAAAUCUGAACACUUUAAAGUUGUAUCCGGAAACAGUGGACGUGACUUUAGAGAACACUAAACAGAUGCCGAUCUCGGGCUUUGGCGGUUGGGGAGACACGCGGGAUCACAAGUUAUGUAUGCACAUGAUGAACCAUUAUGACGUGAAAACGCAAAUACAAAACAGGUUUACGAAACCUUUAAAACGCUAAAAAUGACUUUCACUGCUGACCAUUUCGUUUUAUCAAUAAAUAUGUAUUUUACUAAUAAAUAAAUAAAUACCUAUUUUACUUUGUUAUAACAGCA